UUUACAAACAUCCAAUCAUAAAACCUGUUAGAAAAUCCCGCCAAAUUCGACCGAUGGACGGAGCUGAGUACUGCGAAAAGAAACACUGACGAUCUUUGCAAAAUGCCGUAAAUUUUGCCAUUUUUAAACUAAAAUAUGAGUGGAAGAGGGGGGAGAGGAAAUUCAUGGCGUGGGAGGUGGCGAGGAGGUUAUAAAAGAGGCAGAGGGAGAGGAUCGAAUACAACAACGAACUCAAGAGCUAAUUCGUCUAGUAUCCCUAGUACUCCUAACCAUGUGCCUUCGCAAGGACGGCGGAGGCCACGCCUAGUACAGACGUCCCUUACCUCAUGUCCUUAUAAAAAAUGGGCUCUUUAUUUUCCUGACGAUGCUUAUUUACCUGAUUCCUUGCUGGUUGAGAAGAUUGAAGCAUUUAUUGGGUAUUUCGAGAGGCACAUUGCUGAUUUUUCCAAGGAGGACAUAGAAAGAAGGGAAUCAGUCACUGUGGAUUACAGCUGUUUAUUAGAAGAUGUUGAAUUGCUGUCUAAAUUACCAACACUUGGAGAUGAGUUGAAGGAACACCCUGAGAGCACCCUUCAGAGCCUAGGACUCGCUAUUUACCAGGUUUUAGUGGCAGAGGAGGCAAGCCAGCCUUUUGCACCAACUCUGAUCGACUUCCCAUACAUACAAGCAAGGGUGAUAAAUUAUGACAAAAUCACUCCAUUGAUGAACUUAAAAGCCAGCUGUUUUGGGAAAUUUGUGGCAAUUCGUGGGACUGUUGUAAGAGUCAGCAAUGUCAAACCCAUGGUCACCAAGAUGGCUUUUACUUGCAAUCUCUGUGGAGAGGCACAGAGUGUUGCUCUCCCAGAUGGUAAAUACAAGAUUCCAUCCAAAUGCCCAGCCCCAGAGUGUAGAGGUCGAUCCUUCACCCCUCAGCGGAGCUCUCCACUGACAACCACUAUGGACUGGCAGUCCGUCAGAAUCCAAGAAAUCAUGGAUGAUGAUUUCCGUGAGGCUGGACGUAUUCCACGGACUGUGGAGUGUGAGCUUACUGCAGAUCUUGUCGAUAGCUGUGUUCCUGGUGAUUUGGUCACUGUCACAGGGAUUGCAAAGGUUGUCAAUUCAGAAGAACCACGGACCAAAUAUAACAAAGACAAGUGCAUGUUUCUCCUGUAUAUAUACGCCAAUGCUGUCAACAAUAACAAGGGUAACACCCAUACAGGGGCAGAGGAAGAGAGUGGACUUUCCAUGGAGUUUACAAUCAAGGAGCUGUACGCAAUACAGGAAAUCCAGUCAGAGAAAAACCUAUUUAGACUGAUUGUUGGAUCCAUGUGUCCUUCCAUUUAUGGCCAUGAGAUGGUUAAGGCAGGUCUCAUGCUUGGAUUGUUUGGAGGGACUCAAAGAUAUCUGAACGACAAGAAUCGCAUUCCUGUGAGAGGCAACCCUCAUGUGCUGGUAGUCGGGGACCCAGGACUCGGCAAAAGUCAGAUGUUGCAGGCUGUGUCUAACAUUGCACCCCGCGGGGUGUAUGUCUGCGGAAACACGACCUCGACAUCAGGUCUUACGGUAACUUUGUCCAAGGACGGUUCUUCAGGAGACUACGCCCUUGAAGCAGGAGCUCUCGUGCUGGGAGACCAAGGAUGCUGUUGUAUUGAUGAGUUUGAUAAGAUGGGUACCCAGCACCAAGCCUUACUUGAAGCCAUGGAGCAGCAGAGUAUCAGUAUCGCAAAGGCUGGGAUCGUUUGUAGCUUACCGGCGCGCACGUCCAUCAUCGCUGCCGCAAACCCUGUAGGUGGACACUACAACAAGGCUAAGACUGUCUCCGAGAACCUCAAAAUGGGAAGUGCUCUUUUGUCGAGAUUUGACUUGGUCUUUAUUCUCCUGGAUAAACCAGAUGAGGAGAUGGACUGCAUGCUGUCAGAGCACGUGAUGGCCCUACAUACAGCAGGAAAGAAGAGUGCUCUAGGGAGUGUGACGGUGAGGAGAUCCGUGGAGGAGAGCAGUGAUGAUGAUGAUGAUGAUGGAGAGGAUGAAGGAAGACAACAGUGGGAAGCUGAUAAGCCGUUAUCGGAACGAUUAAAGAUUCCAUACCGAAAGCACUUGGAUCCCAUUCCACCGUCUCUUCUACGCAAGUACGUGGGUUAUGCCAGGAAGUAUGUUCAUCCCAAACUCACAACAGCUGCCGCCAAGGUUCUACAGGAUUUUUACCUGUCCCUUCGACGUGAUUACCAAGCCGGCGAUUCUACCCCUAUAACAACCAGGCAGCUGGAGUCACUUAUCAGGCUUACUGAGGCUCGAGCGCGUUUGGAACUGCGGGAGAAGGCGACCCACACGGAUGCAGAGGAUGUGGUCGAGAUCAUGAAAUGUAGCCUGGUGGAUACUUACAGUGAUGGGCUGGGAAACCUGGACUUCCAGCGGUCGCAACAUGGCUCAGGGAUGAGCUCGAAAGCACAGAGUAAGCGGUUCAUCGCAGAGUUGGAGCGGAUCGCCGACAGAGAAUACAACUCACUCUUCACCAUCGACCAGAUGAGACAAGUCGCCAAGGAUCUCCGAUUGCAAGUUCGAAGUUUCGAAGACUUCAUCUAUUCUCUCAAUAACCAAGGUUUCCUGCUCAAAAAAGGCGCGCGCGUGUAUCAACUGCAAAUUGCCAGCUGUCUUUGAUGUGACUGCUGUCUGUGAUAGUGCGUGGGAGGCGGGGCGACGAGGCCAAAAUCUCGGACGAUGCUAACAUCUCGGACGUGAUACCGCACUAUGAUUGGAUAAAGACUUGUCAUCCAAAAUCUCGCAGUGUAUCAGUUCAGAAAAAUUGAGUGCAAGUGUCGAGUUGCGUAUACCGAUUGAAUCAACAAAUAUUGUGUAUAAUUUACUUGGCUUGUGUGGUGUACGUUCGAAGAGUGUAGUUUAUUUCUCAAUAUGCCGAUUGCAAAAUGCUUUCAGGCUCUUCAAAACCUUAAAAUGAACAUACUUAAAAAAAUGAUAAUAUUGGACAUUGGAUAUAGCACGACAGCCAAACCUCUAUUGAAAAAUUUUUAAAUUGCAUUAUGAAAAAAAAAGAAAUUCUCAUUGUUUUUCGCGCCCACUAUACUCUUUGGGGAAACAGAAAGUUAACUUUGUAAAGGAUUAAUUAGACAGCAGGAUGUAGUCGUAUGCGACCUGCCUACAAUAUAUUUUAGCCCUGAAUUACACACUAGGACUUUCGUAGUCGAGCAUCGUAGCGGAGUCGUAGGCGGAUUUACACUCUACGGCUCGAGUUAGAGACGUUGGGCGCAUCAUUGUGCUGUCUAGAUCAGCUUUCAUUACGAAAUCUGUAAAAUUGUCUACGAAUUGAGUUCAUUUGAACUCACUUCCCGGUGCAUGAAGGGGGUGAGAAUAGAAUGUACAGACUGUCUCGUGGAGUUAGCACUUACAAAGGCCUAUUUAGCAACUUGCUUAGAUUAAAUACAUUUAAACUGUAUUAUCACUUUAUUUUGAUAAAGCUAUUCUUUAGGGCAAAAAAUAGAGCACGAUUUUGCUUUUACAGGCGAUUAAUAUCCUCUGUGCUCUUCGCGCCCAGGAAGCGCAAAAGCACCUAUAUUACAUUUGUGAAUAAAGUCAAAAUAUUGUCAA
Molecule: messenger RNA, 3582 nt
Organism: Nematostella vectensis (starlet sea anemone)
Lineage: Eukaryota; Metazoa; Cnidaria; Anthozoa; Actiniaria; Edwardsiidae
Product: DNA helicase MCM8-like
Exons: 34
Coding region: 136-2637 (833 amino acids)
Biological process (GO): double-strand break repair via homologous recombination
Cellular component (GO): MCM complex; nucleus
Molecular function (GO): single-stranded DNA binding; ATP hydrolysis activity; single-stranded DNA helicase activity
Source: RefSeq, a predicted model, not a curated record